Falco peregrinus (peregrine falcon) is the source of this 2393-nucleotide messenger RNA. It is a transcript of the gene GDF10, whose product is annotated as growth differentiation factor 10. NCBI's taxonomy places the organism in Eukaryota, Metazoa, Chordata, Aves, Falconiformes, Falconidae. Gene Ontology annotation, biological process: BMP signaling pathway; SMAD protein signal transduction; osteoblast differentiation. Gene Ontology annotation, cellular component: extracellular region. The record is from RefSeq and is a predicted model, not a curated record. The transcript is spliced from 3 exons. Gene Ontology annotation, molecular function: growth factor activity; cytokine activity. Bases 161 to 1558 code for a protein of 465 amino acids.
AGCGGCGGCGGAGGGGGGGGGCCGCCUCCACCCUCCCUCCUCCCUCGCUGGCCCCGCCGCCCCCUCGCCCCGGUGCGGCAGGGACAACCGGGAGACCCGGACGCAGGCAGCGACCAAGCCGCCGCCGCUCCGCGCCCGGCCGCCCUGCAGCAUCCCCCCGAUGGCCGGCCGCCUGACCUGCUGCCUCCUGCUCUGGGCCCUGGGCCAUGGGGGCUGCCGUUCGCCUGCGGGGGCGGGCGCCGGCAGCCAGGCCGCCUGCCCCGUCCAGCCGCCGGCCGCCUGGGACUCGUCCUCCCCGGGCCGCGACCCCCGCGGGGGCUCCCCGCCGCCCGGUGCGCUGAGCAGCAUCGCUCAGGACAUGGUAGCUGUCCACAUGCUUAAGCUCUACGAGAAGUACAACCGGGAAGGCAGCCGGCCCGGCGACGGCAACACGGUCCGCAGCUUCAAAGCCAGGCCGGGAUUCUUGGCCCAGAAGCCUGUGUACUGCUUCAAUCUGACAUCCAUGCAGGAUUCAGAGAUGAUCCUUGCUGCCACUUUUCACUUCUAUGCUGACAAACGAUCUCGGCACCGGGAAGUGUUUUGUAAGCGUUCCAAGAACUCCUCCUGCCGACUCCUUCACCUGCCUCCGAUCCUGCGGCUCAACCUCAUUUUCCAAAGUAUUCAUCAGAAUUCUGCCUAUGGGCUAGUAAAAGGGAACAUUACUGUCUUUCUUCAAAGGCGAGGGGCUUGGCAUGCAAAGGACAUUUCACACAUCAUAAAAGAAUCAAAACAGGCUGGAGAGCUCAUUCUCUGCGCUGAGCUUGAUUCUGGGGAGAAACAUCAGGGCUUCCCUGAACAGGCCACCAGCCAUUUACCUUAUAUACUAGUUUAUGCCAACGAUCUUGCAAUCUCAGAGCCUAACAGCGUGGCAGUCACCCUACAGCGUUAUGAUCCAUUCCCUUCCAACGAUGGGGACCCAAAUCUACCCUCCAAUGCUUCUACUGACACCCGAGUGAGGAGGGAUACUUACCUCUCUAGUCCUAUUCAGAACAAUGAGUUGCCAGAAGUAGAUUAUAACAACAAUAAAUACAACAAACAUGACAUAUGGGAGAAUGCCUACAAAUCCCUGAAACCAAAAGCCUCACGCAAAGACCGAAGGAGAAAAGGGCAAGAAAAUACAGAAACACUUACAAAGUCUCAGGUGCUAAAAUUUGAUGAGAAAACUAUGAAGAAAGCAAGGCGAAAACAAUGGAAUGAGCCAAGGAUUUGUUCAAGAAGAUACAUGAAAGUUGACUUUGCUGAUAUUGGCUGGAAUGAAUGGAUCAUAUCUCCCAAAUCAUUUGAUGCCUACUACUGUGCAGGGGCAUGUGAAUUUCCAAUGCCCAAGAUUGUCCGGCCAUCCAAUCAUGCUACAAUCCAGAGCAUUGUAAAAGCAGUAGGAAUCAUUCCCGGCAUCCCUGAACCCUGCUGCAUUCCUGACAAAAUGAGCUCACUCAGUGUCCUGUUCUUAGAUGAGAACAAAAAUGUUGUUUUAAAGGUAUAUCCCAAUAUGUCGGUCGAAAGUUGCGCCUGCCGAUAAGUUAAUAUAAACACAUCUUUAACAACACCCACGCAUCCUGCCCAACUACACUGGCAAAGCUGUAAAUGGGAAAUGAAUCCACUUCUGUUGAUGGAUGAAUGCAAGCCUACAAUUCCUCUACAGAAAGCAUGCGGAGAGACUAAAACAAUACACAUGCUCACCUGGAAGGCUAUGUCUUACUGUCAUCAUUUGUCUUUCAUAUUCAUCUUCCAGGAAUUCAAUACUUUCACAAGUAUCUUCCUAACCCACUUAGCCAAGACACCUGGUGUUUAGUGAGAACUUUAAGUGUAAAGUUUUCCAUAAUCAAAGGACUAAAAUAUGUUUUUAUAUGCUAUUUUUCUGACUAUUUUAUCUCUUCAGUUAACCAAGAAGAUGGGAAGUAAACUUGCAAAGGCGGGCUCAUUUUAGAAUAUCACUUUUGUACACAAAUCAAAACUUUUUGCCUAAAACACUCAUACUCUUAAUCUGCAUAUUUAUACCGAAAAAUGCUGUAAUAAAGGGCUUAAAAUGUAUAUUUUCUUCAGGAUGCAAGUAUACUGCACUGCAUAAGCUUUCAUAUAAACAGUAUGUUAAUAUAGUCAUUUUUGGUUACCCUUCCCUAAUACAUAAUUUGUUCUACAAAAGGCAUAUGUAAUAUCCCCCACUUUUGUUUGCUGGAUAAUUUCAGGUUGUUAAACAUAUUCUCUGAGUAACACAUACUAUAUAGUAAUAUGUUGAAAUACUAAAAAUAAAAUAACCAAGAUUUAUAUUUUUGUAAAUUAUACUUUAUAUCCUCUAGACUGUUACAUGCUUUUAACAAAAGCUAAUAAAUUAAAGGUACAGUAGUAUCUAAAAA